UUAAUUAUUAAUGUAAUUAUUAUUUCUUAAAUUAAUUUUAACUGAACUUUCCAACUUCUAUAACGAUAUCUUUGGUAGGGUCAUGAUCCCAGUACUGUUAGGACUGCUCCCCAUUCUAAUCUUCCAAGCACUCUCUUCUCCUCUUCGUAUCUGUAUACUUUUUUUAUUUAUCACCUUCUACCAUUCUCCGUAAAAUCAGGAGGGAGAAAUUGGAGAGAGAGACGCACACAGAUUCCGUCGUUAAUUGUCGCAGCAGCUUAUGUCGUUAUAAUAUCUUGACAUCGAAUACUGGAUAUUCUUGUGUGAUUUUCACGCGUAUGUUUCUCUUCAGUGAUGGAUUUGCGUUUUGUUUUGUUUGCGAUCUUUUUGAUUCUCAAUGCGGCUUUUGUUUGUUCCACAGAUGACUCGAAGAACAAGAAACAAAAUUCAAACGAUGUUCGGCUUAGUGCAAGUAUCUUGAAUAAUUCUUUUCUGCAACAAGUGACAACAGAAAAGACAACGAUAAGAAAUAACGUAAACCGAUUUUUUACUCCAUCACAAACUUUUACUGUUAAUACUAAUUUCUUUCCUAGUUAUCUUGAUAAUGAUUUCCUUAAUUCCAUUCAAACCGAUUCAAAAGGUCCUAUUAGUUUGUCAAUACCUAGUAAUACACAAUCUAUUGGUUCUUCAAAACCUGGUACGACUACUUCUAAAGUUUAUUCUGCUGACCAGAUCUUUGAUCCGUAUUACAUCAAAUUCCCGACAAACUCGGCAGUGUCAGAACGUAAAUGCGAUGAAUAUGUAGAAGAAAUUGUGGGAUUGACCUGGAUAACGCCUCUGACUGGUACGUCGUCGGGCGCAAUUAAAGUGAUUAAAAACUGCGAUGGUACAGUGAAUCAGUUGGUGGUUGGUGGCACCGAGGCCCGGGUCGGCGAGUUUCCUCACAUGGUAGCUCUGGGCAAACCCACUCCCCAGUUUCAACUGAAUUGCGGCGGCACGCUAAUUUCUCAUACCUGGGUACUUACCGCUGCGCAUUGCACUCAUGGGGGCAGUGGUGGUGCAACUCACGCAAGGAUAGGCUUCCAUAAAUUAACGGAUAAAGAUGGCAUCAUAAUUCCUAUCAAACGCACUCUAAGACACGAGGACUAUAAGCCACCCGCGCUGUAUGCGGACAUAGGUCUGGUUGAGCUCGUGAGCCCCGUCAACUUUAGCAGAUUUAUUCGACCUGCGUGUCUUUAUCAGAGCUAUGAUACCGUGCCUAGACAGGCUUGGGUUAGUGGUUGGGGCGUUGUUGAAUUCAGCGGAGAGGUGAGGAAUGAACUGCUAAAAGCUCAACUAAAUCUGGUAGACAAUUUGGUGUGUACACAACAGCACAACAGUUCCCUAGCAGUUCCAUAUGGUGUUACACCGACUAUGAUUUGCGCUGGUGGUCAGAAAAACCCCGGAAUAGACGCUUGCCAAGGAGAUUCUGGGGGUCCUCUACAAAUAGUCCAUCCUAGUAGUAAAUGUCUUUUUCAAGUGAUCGGUGUCACUAGCUUCGGUCAAGGUUGCGCAAUGGGAAUUCCUGGCGUUUAUACUAGAGUGUCCCAUUAUCUUCAGUGGAUCGAAGAAAAUGUCUGGCCAGGAGAAGAAUAUGACUCGAAGAACAAGAAACAAAAUUCAAACGAUGUUCGGCUUAGUGCAAGUAUCUUGAAUAAUUCUUUUCUGCAACAAGUGACAACAGAAAAGACAACGAUAAGAAAUAACGUAAACCGAUUUUUUACUCCAUCACAAACUUUUACUGUUAAUACUAAUUUCUUUCCUAGUUAUCUUGAUAAUGAUUUCCUUAAUUCCAUUCAAACCGAUUCAAAAGGUCCUAUUAGUUUGUCAAUACCUAGUAAUACACAAUCUAUUGGUUCUUCAAAACCUGGUACGACUACUUCUAAAGUUUAUUCUGCUGACCAGAUCUUUGAUCCGUAUUACAUCAAAUUCCCGACAAACUCGGCAGUGUCAGAACGUAAAUGCGAUGAAUAUGUAGAAGAAAUUGCGGGAUCGACCUGGAUAACGCCUCUGACUGGUACGUCGUCGGGCGCAAUUAAAGUGAUUAAAAACUGCGACGGUACAGUGAAUCAGUUGGUGGUUGGAGGCACCGAGGCCCGGGUCGGCGAGUUUCCUCACAUGGUAGCUCUAGGCAAACCCACUCCCCAGUUCCAACUGAAUUGCGGCGGCACGCUAAUUUCUCAUACCUGGGUACUUACCGCUGCGCAUUGCACUCAUGGGGGCAGUGGUGGUGCAACUCACGCAAGGAUAGGCUUCCAUAAAUUAACGGAUAAAGAUGGCAUCAUAAUUCCUAUCAAACGCACUCUAAGACACGAGGACUAUAAGCCACCCGCGCUGUAUGCGGACAUAGGUUUGGUUGAGCUCGUGAGCACCGUCAACUUUAGCAGACUUAUUCGACCUGCGUGUCUUUAUCAGAGCUAUGAUACCGUGCCUACACAAGCUUGGAUUAGUGGUUGGGGCGUUGUUGAAUUCAGCGGAGAGGUGAGCAAUGAACUGCUAAAAGCUCAACUAAAUCUGGUAGACAAUUUGAUGUGUACACAACAGCACAACAGUUCCCUAGCAGCUCCAUAUGGUGUUAAACCGACUAUGAUUUGCGCUGGUGGUCAGAAAAACCCCGGAAUAGACGCUUGCCAAGGAGAUUCUGGGGGUCCUCUACAAAUAAUCCAUCCUAGUAGUAAAUGUCUUUUUCAAGUGAUCGGUGUCACUAGCUUCGGUCAAGGACCUCCAUCGUCAAAUGUUCGUCGAAUACUGAAUAUCCUUGUGUAUUUUACGUGUUUCUAUUUAAUAAUGAAUUUUUGUUUUGACUUGGUUGCAAUUUUCUUGAUCCUUAAUGUUGCCUCUGUUCAAUCAACAGAUAAUGAUUCUUCAAAGAAAAAGAACUCAAAUAAAGUUCAACAUAGUUCAGAUAUCUUGAACAAUCGUUUCUUGCAAUCGUCAAGCGGCAACGAAAAUGGAAACCUAUUGUUGUUAAACUACUUUGCAUCACAGGCAUCCGAUAUAGUCUUUCCUGAUAAUAACUAUAAUCCCUUUCCUCCGAGUAAUUCAAACCCAUUCUUGUUAGAUGACUUUACAUCACAAGGUUCCGAUAUAGUCUUUCCUGAUUAUGAUUAUAAUCCGUCUUCUAAUAGUAAUAAGAAUCCUUUCGUGAACUGUAUUAAAAUCAAUACAAAAGUUAAUACAAAGUUAGAACUCAAUAAAGAAAUUAAUACUCCUGUUACACAGAGAUCUUAUCUACCACCAUUACCUUAUUGUCAUACAUCUGCAUCUAAUACACCUGUACCAGCAUUUACUAAUCCAGUCCCAUUUCAUAAUAAUUCUACGACAUCUCGUACUACGACCUCUACUUCUCCUAAAACUCAAAUUCCUCCAAUUUUAAGCUUAUCGCCGCAAAAUCUAUCGUUACCUGUGGGAACGGUAUCAGAACGCAAGUGUGAGAAAUAUGUGAACGAAGUUACGGGCACAUCUUCGGAAACGUCUACUACUAGUUCAUCGUCGAACGUGAUCACGAUUAGUGCUUGCGAUAGAUAUAGCUUAGUAACCUUCGGUAUCACAGUGGUCGGUGGCACUGAGGCUUUGGUCGGCGAGUUUCCUCAUAUGGUCGCCCUAGGUAAACGCAAUCCCAACGGAUUCACUCUGAUGUGCGGCGGUACACUGAUUUCGCAUACCUGGGUACUAUCCGCUGCGCAUUGCACUCAUGGACCAAAUGGCGGUCCAAAUGAAGCAAAGAUAGGCUAUCACAAAUUAACAGACAAGACAGGCAUCAAGAUUGCCAUCAAAAAUAUUAUAAGACAUCCGAAUUACAAUCCACCCACGCUAUAUAACGACAUAGCUCUGAUACAGCUCGAGAACGCUGUCAAGUUUAACACAUCCAUACGACCUGCGUGUCUCUUUCAGCAACACAAUACCGUGCCUACACGAGUUUGGAUUAGCGGCUGGGGUGUUACUGAAUUCAGUGGAGAAGUAAGCAAUGGAUUGCAAAAGGCUCAAUUGGAUCUGAUAGACAAUUCGUUAUGUACAGCAAAAUACACUAGUUAUAGAGAAGUUCCGCAGGGUAUCAUGUCGAAUAUGAUUUGUGCUGGCGAUUCUAGUACCUGGUCCAAGGAUACUUGCCAAGGAGAUUCCGGUGGUCCUCUGCAAGUAAUACAUCCUGAUAAUCCUUGCGUCUACCAAGUAAUGGGUAUCACCAGCUUUGGUCAAGGCUGCGCAACUACUGAAGUCCCUGGAGUUUAUACUAGAGUAUCCCAUUACCUUCAAUGGAUUGAAGAGAUUGUCUGGCCAAAAGAACAAGAUUCGUAAUUUAUUCAACUUUUACGAAAAGUAAAAAAUCUUUUUUCUUCAUUCUACUUGACUAUUAAUUCUUACACGAGUCAUCAGUUAGUUAUCAAAUAACUAAUUAGUUAAAUUAAUUAAGGUCUGAAUAAUUUAUGGCAUUUCUAAAUUUUUUUGUUUAAUAUUUUAUAGUGAUUUUUAUUUGCCUAUAAAAAUAAUUUUGUGGACAGAAGAAUAAUUUUAACAGAAAUAAAAUAUGCCACUAUUUUCUAUUACAAUGAUGAACAUUUAAGUAUAUUAUGAGGCUAAUAUUAAACAAAUGUUUUGACGAUAAAAAAUAUAACAAUAUAUUUGACAAAAUAUCAAUAAAUUCUCAUAUAAACAUAAUUUUCAAUAGUCGUUAUUAUUUUUCUACUUCUUUUUUAAAUCGGUCAUAUUUAUGUUAAAUAAAAAUGUAUUGCUAAACUUUAUUGGCAAUAAAAACUUAUCGCGGAUAAUUAGUGGGAUUUAAUUGUAUUACUAUUCUACAAUGAUUUAUGGAAACGAACGCGGAAUAUUUUCACAAUUGAUGUAUGUUUAAAAAUUUAUUUGAAAAAAAUGAAAUUUAAUCUAAACAAUUUUCAAAAUCACCGCUGAUAAGUACCGCUAUUGAUAAUUUUGGUUUCAGAUUAACAAGAUCUUUCUGAACUUCGACAGAUCUUAGUAGUAAAAAAGCAGAAUGGUUAUCAACUGUCUUACUGUAUAGGUGUCAUUUGUAGAUCGUCAAUCCUUAUCCGCAGAAUGGGUCAACGAUUUCAUCGGAUUUAAGUCCUGGUGACUUAUCAGACCACAUUUAUGAUAUGUCUAUAAUACUUAAGUAAGUCUUUAGGCGUGGGAAAUUGACCUAUUAUACUAAUAUGAGAAGAAUAAUCGAGUAUGAUUACUCAAUUUUAUACGGUAUAAGGCUUAUUACAUUUAUUGUAGACGGAGCUUGCAUGACGAGAGACGCACCUAUAUUUAUUAUCGGAAAAACGCAUAAGAUUAUGUAAAUCUCUUACGUGUUACUUGGUCUUAUUCAUAACAUUGAGGAAGUGCACAAAGAAGCAUUUUACCUAUAAUUGACUUACUCAUCGCUUAGCUUUUACAUCAACUGCAGAACAGUUAUUUUAUACAACUUGUUUGUGAAAGAUUGGAGAUGUAUUUCGUUGCACUGUUGUCUGCGCGGAACUUACUGAAAAUGGAAACCAAUAAAUUUAUUAUACAUUGACUUUGUUAUAAAUUGAUUCGAUUUGGUUUCGAUCACUGGCUUACCUUUCUCUUAUUUUUUCAAUAUCUUUUUAUUUUACAUAUUUUUAUGUAAAGUAAUAACUGUUUUAUCUGUUUUAAUUAUUAGAAUUAUAAAUUAUCCAGUUUGAUCGAUAGACGAUCAGUAUGCUCUUGAUAAUUAUCCUGUAUGAAUAUUGUCUGCAUAUAUUUCUCCUCUUCUUUUUCUUAUUUUAUUAUAUUUUUUUAUGUUACAAGAAAAGAAGAAGCUUUAUAUUUUUAAAACAAAUUUAACUAUUAUAUUAAAUUAAAUUAAAUAAGCAAUUAAUAUUCCAUAAAAAUAUAAGAUUAAAAAUUAAAAUUAAGUCUUUCACUAAUUCUGUUACUAAAUACGUAUUCUAAAAAAAAUGUAUCAUUAAUAUAAUAAUUAACUAUAUCAACUUUAUAAAUAAUAAAGAAGUCGUUAUAUUUAAAUGUGUUGAUUAUAAUUUAUGUAUUUUAAUCAUAUUUUACACACAAUGUAGAAUCGAUGUAAAAACAGCUAGGAAGUCCCCCAAAACCCGAGAGGGAGGAGUAAAUAAACAAACUUACUUUACUAA
This is a messenger RNA of Monomorium pharaonis (pharaoh ant), 6128 nucleotides long. RefSeq lists its product as uncharacterized. NCBI's taxonomy places the organism in Eukaryota, Metazoa, Arthropoda, Insecta, Hymenoptera, Formicidae. Gene Ontology annotation, molecular function: serine-type endopeptidase activity. Gene Ontology annotation, biological process: proteolysis. The transcript is spliced from 16 exons. The coding region runs from base 334 to 4314 and encodes 1326 amino acids. The record is from RefSeq and is a predicted model, not a curated record.